GCGCGGAAGCCCGGGCCCUGCAGCCUGCGAGCGCCCACAGGCGGCCCGGGUCCUCCCGCCGCCCGCCCCGCCGUCCCCGCUUCCCGCGGCCGGUACCUUCAGUGCGCGCAGAGCCGGGAGAGCCGCGCCCGCCUCGCCGCCGUCGCCUCAAACUCCCCAAAGUUGAGCCGGCGAGAGGCUGCCGCCCGCCGGAGCGCGAGGGAGAGCGCAGCCCGGGCCGGGGGACCUGCGGAGGGACGGACAGACGGACGCACGGACCUGAAGACCCCGCCGUCGGAGGCCUGUCCGGAGCGCCUGACGCGUCCCAGCGCCCGAGUCCUCGGCUAGACGAUGGCUUGCUAAGUAUUUCCGUUUAAUUGUUUAUAGGAUGCUGCUGUGUAUUUUUGUGUCCGUGGAGGGAGUUAAGGCAGAAUGCAUUCAUUUUCUUAAACGUUGAGUUUCCGAUGGCCAGAGGGUUGCAUGGAGAGGAUGUGCCUGUAAAUUUCUGUAGAUGGAUGGGAGGCUGAGCUGGUGAAAAGCGCCUGGAGGAGACUCAGAGGCGACCAUAAUGUCGUUACGGUUACACGCACUGCCUGGAGUUGUCAGACCAGGUUGCAAAGAGCUGCUGUGUUUGUUGGUGAUCUCAGUGGCCAUGAGCCCUGGCGCCUUGGGACUGUGCCCCACGGCCUGCAUCUGUGCCACCGACAUCGUCAGCUGCACCAACAAAAACCUGUCCAAGGUGCCCGGGAACCUUUUCAGACUGAUCAAAAGACUGGAUCUGAGUUAUAACAGGAUUGGGCUUCUGGAUUCCGAGUGGAUCCCGGUAUCAUUUGUCAACCUGAACACUCUAAUUAUUCGGCACAACAAUAUCACCAGCAUUUCCACAGGCAGUUUUUCCACAGCUCCAAAUCUCAAGUGUCUAGACUUGUCAUCCAAUAGGCUGAAGACGGUGAAAAGUGCCGUGUUCCAAGAGCUGAAGGUUCUGGAAGUGCUUCUGCUUUACAACAACCACAUUUCCCACCUGGAUCCUUCUGCCUUUGGAGGGCUCACCGGGUUGCAGAAACUCUAUUUAAGUGGAAACUUCCUCACACAGUUUCCUAUGGAUUUGUAUGUUGGAAGGUUCAAGCUGGCAGAACUGACAUUUUUAGAUGUUUCUUAUAAUCGGAUCCCUUCCAUACCAAUGCACCACAUAAAUUUAGUGCCAGGAAAACAGUUGAGAGGCAUCUACCUUCAUGGAAACCCAUUUGUCUGUGACUGUUCCCUGUAUGCCUUGCUGAUCUUUUGGUACCGUAGGCACUUUAGCUCAGUGAUGGAUUUUAAGAAUGAUUACUCCUGUCGCCUGUGGUCUGACUCUAGGCACUCCCGUCAGCUGUUCCUGCUCCAGGACAGUUUUAUGAAUUGUUCGGAUAGCAUCAUCAAUGGUUCUUUCCAUGCACUUGGCUUUAUUCACGAGGCUCAGGUGGGGGAAAGGCUGAUCGUCCACUGUGACAGCAAAACUGGUAAUGGAAAUACGGAUUUCGUCUGGGUUGGUCCGGAUAACAGACUGCUGGAGCCAGAUAAAGAGAUGGAAAAUUUCCGUGUGUUUUACAAUGGAAGUCUGGUUAUAGAAAGCCCUCGUUUUGAGGAUGCUGGAGUUUAUUCUUGUAUUGCAAUGAAUAGGCAACGCCUGUUAAAUGAAACUGUGGAUGUCACAAUAAAUGUGAGCAAUUUCACUGUAAACAAGUCCCAUGCUCAUGAGGCGUUCAACACAGCUUUUACCACCCUGGCUGCCUGUGUGGCCAGUAUAGUGUUGGUACUUCUGUAUCUCUAUCUGACACCGUGCCCCUGCAAAUGUAAAGCCAGGAGACAGAAAACUGUGUUGAACCAAAGCAAUGUUCAUUCGUCUAUUCUCAGUCCCGGCCCCGCUAGCGAUGCCUCCGCUGAUGAUCGGAAGGCAGGUAAAAGAGUGGUAUUCUUGGAACCCCUGAAGGGUCCUGCUGCAGGGCAGAAUGGGAAAGUCAAGGCCUUUCCCAGCGAGACGGUUAUAGCUGAGGGUAUCUUAAAGUCCACCAGGGCAAAAUCUGAUUCAGAUUCAAUCAAUUCUGUGUUCUCAGACACACCCUUUGUGGCAUCCACCUAAUCGUGUGCCUGUAUGUGUAUGAUAGCGUGAUUUAAUCUCUCUCCAUUUAACUUUGUGUGGUCCACAAAAUAAAUAGCAAGACAGAAAUUGUGUUGCUUUGUCUUUUGAGCUAAAACCAAAUGGUGUCUUAAGAUGGUUGCUAGGAAGUAAAGCAAAGCACAUUGGCUCUUCAGUGUGUUGGAGACAGAUGAGGUUGUUUUUGAAAGUUUAAGUUCUAGAUAACAGCAUCUUAGCCUUCAGCAUCACUGAUGUUUCCAAAGCUGGUCUGAAGGUGGUAUGGCCAACAUUAUUCCUUUAUUUAGUUAUCUUAAAGGAAAAAGGAAACUAUGUAUUAGUAUUCUUUAAAAAUAGACUCUGCUAACUUACUAGGACCAAAGUUGAGUUAUUUUUAAAGGAAAGCAUUGGUGACUUAUUUCAUUUUUAAAAGAUGUAGAAAAGGGCAUAAAGUUAGUUUGGGGGUUAUUCAGCCAAAAUCAUCAUUCAGAUCAGAAUGGACAAACUAUUGAUAACAUUACUGGGUAAUGCUCCAUCCUACACGGCAUGAAAUUAGUUCAAGAAAGGUGCAGUUGUUUGGCUAUCUUUGUUCUGCACUGUCUUCUGUGCUGUAUCCCGGCACGGAAGACCUCGCUGAAAAAUGAAAGGCGUCAUUAUGUGUUGCCAAGAAUGUGUGCCAGUACCAAAAUGUCUGAGUAACUUCUUAAACCUUUGUUGUAGCGGACUAAAAUGUGUCCAUAUGUUUGUGUGUAUGUAAAUUUUAGUUAUAUGAAAGACUAAAUAGACCCAAAAGUAUUGUGCUUUAGACAUUUAAAUUAAUGUAAAUAUAUGUGCUCUGUGACUUGA
Messenger RNA from Nannospalax galili (Upper Galilee mountains blind mole rat), 2938 nucleotides. It is a transcript of the gene Amigo2, whose product is annotated as adhesion molecule with Ig like domain 2. The record is from RefSeq and is a predicted model, not a curated record. Gene Ontology annotation, molecular function: protein binding. Bases 548 to 2098 code for a protein of 516 amino acids. Gene Ontology annotation, biological process: brain development. The transcript is spliced from 2 exons. Lineage: Eukaryota; Metazoa; Chordata; Mammalia; Rodentia; Spalacidae.